AUGUCGGGGCGGCAGGAGGAGCCUCUGCCCGCCUGCUUUGCGGGGCUGGGUGCGGGCAGCCCGCGGCCGCGGCAGAAGCGCGGCGGGAUGUUCUGCAGCGUGGAGGAUGCCUUCGACAACAAGACGCUGAACUUCGCCUCGCUCGCUGCCUCCGGCACAGCAACACCCGUCGGGGGGCACCGCCGCGACACCCACCCGGGACCGAGCCCCGACGCGGGACCGAGCCCCGGCCCCGACCCCGGUUCCGACCCCGGGCCCGGCCCCGCCGCGUCCUCGCUGCCCCCGAGAGCUCCGGCUGCGCUGCCCGACGGCUGCCUGCAGAGAGACCACAUUCUGAUCAAAGGAGGAAAAAUUGUCAACGAUGAUCAGUCAUUUUAUGCAGACAUUUAUGUGGAGGAUGGCUUAAUAAAACAAAUCGGAGAGCACCUGGUGAUUCCCGGCGGCACCAGGACCAUCGAUGCCCACGGGCAGCUGGUGAUGCCGGGCGGCAUCGACGUGCACACGCGGCUGCAGGCGCCCGUCAUGGGCAUGAGCUCGGCCGACGGCUUCGCCCAGGGCACCAAGGCAGCGCUGGCAGGAGGCACCACCAUGAUCAUUGACCACGUGUGCCCGGACGCGGGGAGCAGCCUCCUGGCCGCCUACGAGCAGUGGCGCGACUGCGCCGACAGCGAGGCCUGCUGCGACUACAGCCUGAGCGUGGACAUCCCGCGCUGGCACGAGAGCCUGAGGGAGGAGCUGGAGGCCCUGGUCAAGGACAAGGGUGUGAACUCCUUCCUGGUGUUCAUGGCUUACAAGGACAAGCUGCAGUGCUCUGAUGGCCAGAUGUACGAGAUCUUCUGCACCAUUCGGGACCUGGGGGCCAUCGCCCAGGUGCACGCGGAGAACGGAGACAUCAUCGAGGAGGAGCAGAAGAAGCUGCUGGAGCUGGGGAUCACAGGCCCGGAGGGGCACGUCCUCAGCCGCCCCGAGGAGGUGGAGGCAGAGGCCGUGUUCCGUGCCAUCACCAUCGCCAGGCAGGCCAACUGCCCCCUCUACAUCACCAAGGUCAUGAGCAGGGGGGCUGCAGAUGUCCUGGCUCAGGCCAAGAGGAAAGGCACCGUGGUGUACGGGGAGCCCAUCACGGCCAGCCUGGGCGCCGACGGCUCCCACUACUGGAGCAAAAACUGGGCCAAAGCCGCCGCCUUCGUCACGUCCCCCCCGCUCAGCCCCGACCCCAGCACGCCCGAUCACCUCAGCACUCUGCUGGCCAGCGGGGACCUGCAGGUCACUGGCAGCGCCCACUGCACCUUCACCACCGCACAGAAGGCCGUGGGCAAGGACAACUUCACCCUGAUCCCCGAGGGCACCAACGGCAUCGAGGAGAGGAUGUCCAUGGUGUGGGAGAAGUGCGUGGUCCCCGGGAAGAUGGAUGAGAACGAUUUCGUAGCGGUGACCAGCACCAACGCUGCCAAGAUCUUCAACUGCUACCCCAGGAAGGGGCGCGUGGCUGUGGGCUCCGACGCAGACCUGGUGCUCUGGAACCCCAAGGCUACGAAAAUCAUCUCAGCAAAAACCCACCAUUUGAACGUGGAGUACAACAUAUUUGAAGGCACUGAGUGCCACGGGGUCCCAACCGUGGUCAUAAGUCAGGGAAGAGUUGUCCUUGAAGACGGAAAUCUGUGUGUCGCCCAGGGCUCAGGUCGCUUCAUCCCUAGGAAGACAUUCCCUGACUUCGUUUAUAAAAGGAUAAAGGCAAGAAACAGGCUGGCCGAGGUGCACGGCGUGCCCCGGGGGAUGUACGACGGGCCGGUGCACGAGGUGCCGGCGAGCGUCAAGGCGGCGGCGCCCGGCACGGCCUCGCGCGCGGCGCCCUGCGCCGGCAAAGCCGCGGCGCCGCCCGUGCGCAACCUGCACCAGUCCGGCUUCAGCCUGUCCGGGUCACAGGCGGAUGACCACAUUGCCCGGCGCACGGCGCAGAAGAUCAUGGCCCCUCCGGGCGGGAGGUCCAACAUCACCUCGCUGUCCUGA
Messenger RNA from Onychostruthus taczanowskii (white-rumped snowfinch), 2007 nucleotides. It is a transcript of the gene DPYSL4, whose product is annotated as dihydropyrimidinase like 4. The transcript has 14 exons. Bases 1 to 2007 code for a protein of 668 amino acids. Gene Ontology annotation, cellular component: cytosol; cytoplasm. Gene Ontology annotation, molecular function: hydrolase activity, acting on carbon-nitrogen (but not peptide) bonds, in cyclic amides. The record is from RefSeq and is a predicted model, not a curated record. NCBI's taxonomy places the organism in Eukaryota, Metazoa, Chordata, Aves, Passeriformes, Passeridae.